AUGCCACCAUCACUGCAGGAUAACGUCACUAUCCUCUUUUUAAUCCACAUUUUUAACCAGUCACUUUACCAAUCUCCUCAGCCAGCUCCUGUGCUCUGGUGUACGACUCAACAGCGGGUUUUAACAAUAUCUGGACAAUCAUCAGUGAUGGACGUGAUCAUUCGCCGCUGCCCGUUCUUGGCUCGCGUGCCUCAGGCCUUCAUGCAGCAGCCCAAGAAGUCUCUUGUGGUCUAUGCUCAGAAAUGUCCCAUCAUGAUGGAACUGGCCUCCAAACCCAUGGCCCCUCAGAUGGCCCGCGCCCUCUGCUCCUCCUCCUCCUCCUCCUCCCAGAGAAUCAGCGAUACUAGCCGUACUGAAGGAAGUAAACAUGCAGCGGAGAUGGCUCCUCACCCACUGCCAGCCUCAGGGCAGGCCAAGGCAUCCAAAUGCCCCUUUCUGGCUGCUGAGAUGGGGCAGAAGAACAGCAGCGUGGUCCGGGAACUCGGGAUGGAGUUCCAGGAGGACGUCCAAGAAGUGCGCACCUUGAAGAAAGAUAUGUCACAGCUGAAGCCGGAGGGUCAAAUGAACCUGAUGAAGACUCUCCUAACCCAGAGACCCAAGAAAGUGUCUCAUCUGCUCCAGGACAAUCUGCCAGCUUCCCCAAUCCAUUACGACCAGUUCUUUGAGAAGAAGCUGGAGGAGAAGAGGAGCGACCACACGUACCGCGUCUUCAAGACCGUGAACCGCUUGGCUCAGGAGUUCCCGAUGGCCGACGACUUCAGCACCUCCCUGGACGACAAGAGGGAGGUGUCCGUCUGGUGCAGCAACGACUACCUGGGCAUGAGCCGGCACCCGCGGGUCCUCCAGAGCAUCGUGGGCACGUUGAACCGGCAUGGAUCGGGGGCGGGUGGGACCAGGAACAUCUCUGGUACCAGUAAGUACCAUGUGGAGCUGGAGCAGGAGCUGGCCGACCUCCACAACAAGGACGCAGCGCUACUUUUCACCUCCUGCUUUGUGGCCAACGACUCCACGCUCUUCACCCUCGCCAAGAUGCUGCCAGGCUGCGAGAUUUACUCUGACGCCGGGAAUCACGCCUCCAUGAUCCAGGGCAUCAGGAACAGCGGGGCCAAGAAGUUCAUUUUCAGACACAACGACGUGGAUCAUCUGAGGGAGCAGCUGCAGAAGGGAGACCCCACCAAACCAAAGAUUGUGGCCUUCGAGACUGUGCACUCCAUGGAUGGCGCUGUGUGUCCACUGGAGGAGAUGUGUGACGUGGCCCAUGAGUUUGGAGCCAUCACGUUUGUGGAUGAAGUUCACGCCGUGGGGCUGUAUGGCGCCCGAGGAGGAGGCAUCGGAGACCGGGACGGAGUUAUGCACAAGAUGGACAUCAUAUCUGGCACACUGGGGAAGGCCUUUGGCUGCGUGGGUGGGUACAUUGCUAGCACCGCCGCCCUGGUGGACAUUGUGCGCUCCUACGCUGCUGGCUUCAUCUUCACCACGUCUCUGCCUCCGAUGCUGCUGGCCGGAGCACGUCAAUCCAUUCAGGUCCUGAAGAGCGAGGAGGGGCGAACGCUGAGGCGGAAGCACCAGCGGAACGUCAAGCUGCUGCGACAGAUGCUCAUGGACUCUGGACUUCCGGUCGUUCACUGCCCGAGUCACAUCAUCCCUGUCAGGGUUUCUGACGCAGAGAAAAACACUGAAGUGUGCGACCUGAUGAUGAGCCAGCACAACAUCUAUGUCCAGGCCAUAAACUACCCCACCGUUGCUCGCGGUAAUGAGCUUCUGCGCAUUGCCCCCACGCCACAUCACACCCCCGAGAUGAUGAAGUACUUUGUUGAUUGUCUGGUCGAGUCCUGGAGGGCGGUGGGUCUUGAGCUGAGGCCUCACUCGUCGGCUGAGUGCACGUUCUGUCAGCAGCCUCUUCACUUCGAGUUCAUGAGCGAGAGGGAGCGGUCGUACUUUACCGGCCUCAGUCACCCCAUCUCAGCCUGUGCCCACUGA
Knipowitschia caucasica is the source of this 1980-nucleotide messenger RNA. NCBI's taxonomy places the organism in Eukaryota, Metazoa, Chordata, Actinopteri, Gobiiformes, Gobiidae. The record is from the annotation of a GenBank genome assembly.